Saprolegnia parasitica CBS 223.65 is the source of this 303-nucleotide messenger RNA. RefSeq lists its product as hypothetical. The transcript is spliced from 2 exons. The record is from RefSeq and is a predicted model, not a curated record. NCBI's taxonomy places the organism in Eukaryota, Oomycota, Saprolegniomycetes, Saprolegniales, Saprolegniaceae. The coding region runs from base 1 to 180 and encodes 59 amino acids.
AUGGUGCUCCAGAGCUUUCAGAAAUACGUUGAAUUUUGCUGCGGCAUCUUUGCGGAAACCGACCGCACGCACCCGCCGCGGGAAAUCGCCGAGCUCGACGCGGUGCACCAGUGCAUCACGCAAGUCGUGAUCCCGUACUGCCAAAGCGUCGACGGCGGUGACAGCAAGGCCAUUUUUUAACAACCAUCGCAGUAUAUAUAUAGGGUUAGGGAAUGUAGAUUGUGUAGCUAUAAUCGCAGCGACGCACCGGCGCCAAUGGCAGCGAUCGGGUCGGUGUCGAUGACGUCGUAUCAUUUUGUCGAC